Messenger RNA from Cucumis melo (muskmelon), 570 nucleotides. RefSeq lists its product as uncharacterized. The transcript is spliced from 5 exons. The record is from RefSeq and is a predicted model, not a curated record. The coding region runs from base 1 to 570 and encodes 189 amino acids. NCBI's taxonomy places the organism in Eukaryota, Viridiplantae, Streptophyta, Magnoliopsida, Cucurbitales, Cucurbitaceae.
AUGUUAAGAACAAGAGGGGGAUUGGAAGCCACUCAAUAUGUGGAUGUUGAAGAGACGGUUGCGAUUUUUUUGUAUAUUGUAGCAUACGAUGUUAAGAAUAGGGUAGCUCGACGACAUUUUGCAAGGUCUAGUGAAAUAGUGUCAAGACACUUCAAUGUUGUUCUUAAUGCAGUUCUUAGACUCCAUGAAAUCCUUCUUAAGCAACCUGAUCCAGUGACCCAUUCAUGUGCAUUAGAUGGUACAUACAUCAAAGUGAAUGUAAGUAUGAGGGAUCGCCCAAGAUGGGAAGGGUCUGCAUCUGAUUCGAGAGUACUUAGAGAUGCAGUGUCAAGACCUACUGGUAUAAAAGCCCCAAAGGGUUACUACGACUUGUGUGAUGCUAGUUAUCCAAAUACCGAAGGAUUCCUCGCUCUAUACCGAGAGGCGACAUUUGAGGAGCCACAUCCUGGUGAAGGUGAUUCAAGCGAGAUGAACAUUGAGAAUAUAAACUUCAUAGAAACGACUAAUGUCUUGACUGAAUGGAGGGAUGAUCUUGCAAACCAAAUGUUUGAGGAUUGGAAUAAUAUAUGA